AUGUCCACCGACGAAAAUUUUCAAUGCCCUCUUUCCCAAUCGAUGGCAUAUUGGGACGAUCUUGAAAGCCUUGGCGUAGCGGCCACCCCGGUGGUGGAUAGAGGAGCCACGAAUGAAAAGGCUGGCUUCCCCUCGGCUUUUCUGCUUCACAUCGCUAUUAGGUUGGACGGUCGCAUUUUGCGGCAGAAUGAACCAGAACCUGGAAAGACCACGUUGGAGACGGAACCUGGCCAGUCCCCACAUCGUCCUGGACGAUGUAACCGUGUUCGACAGACGCAACGGUUGUCAGAUCCCUCCGGGUAG
This is a messenger RNA of Aspergillus melleus, 303 nucleotides long. RefSeq lists its product as uncharacterized. Bases 1 to 303 code for a protein of 100 amino acids. NCBI's taxonomy places the organism in Eukaryota, Fungi, Ascomycota, Eurotiomycetes, Eurotiales, Aspergillaceae. The record is from RefSeq and is a predicted model, not a curated record. The transcript has a single exon.